AUCCAGUUCGGCCCUGGCAAAAUACAAUCAGCUGUUUGUAAUGACAGUUCCUCUGACAAAUACAAAAUGGUUGAAAACUAAAGUUGGCAAACAAAGAAAAGGUAGCGUAAUAGCGAAUUUUAGCGUUAAAAACGUUUUUUUAAAGUGAAAGUUAGUUAGUUUAGUUUGUGUUUAGUGUUUUGUGCACGAUGUUGGAUUUGGAAAUCGUCCCUGAACGCUCUCUGGGCUGUGAUGCCUGGGAAUUUGUUCUAGGGAUGCAUUUCUCUCAAUCAGUGGCCAUCAUUCAGAGUCAAGUGGGCACAAUACGAGGAGUACAAGUACUAUAUAGUGAUCAGAACCCGUUAUCCGUAGACCUAGUAAUAAAUAUGCCUCAGGACGGCAUCCGGUUAAUAUUCGAUCCGGUUGCACAACGACUCAAAGUUAUAGAGAUCUACAAUAUGAAAUUAGUUAAGCUUAGGUAUAGUGGUAUGUGCUUCAACUCGCCGGAGAUAUCGCCGUCGAUCGAGCAGGUUGAGCACUGCUUCGGCGCGACGCACCCGGGCCUGUACGACUCGCAGCGCCAUCUGUUCGCGCUCAACUUCAGAGGACUGUCCUUUUACUUUCCUGUUGAUAGCAAAUUUGAGCCUGGCUACGCUCACGGGCUGGGCUCUCUUCAGUUCCCUAACGGCGGCUCGCCCGUCGUCUCGCGAACUACCAUCUACUAUGGAUCUCAACACCAGGCUAGCAGUACAAGUAGCGGCAGUGUGUGCGGGGCGCCGCUGCCCGAGCUGCCGCUGUCGUGCUACCGGCACCAGCUGCAUCUGCGGCGCUGCGACGUGCUGCGCUCCGCCACCGCCACGCAGGGACUGCGCCUGCAUAUGUUCACUGAAGGACCCGGCCGCACAGAAGGCGGCGGUCGCGGGGUAUGCCGCGUGGUCCGCUUUGGCAGCUCGGCGCAGCGCGUGGUGGCGGCGCUGGGGGCCCCGGCGCGGGUCUACUACAAGGCCGACGACAAGAUGCGCAUCCACCGCCCCACCGCCCGCCGCCGUCCCCCGCCGGCUUCGGACUACUUCUUCAACUAUUUUACGUUAGGACUGGACGUGCUAUUCGACGCGCGUACGCACCAGGUGAAGAAGUUCGUGCUGCACACCAACUACCCGGGGCACUACAACUUCAACAUGUACCAUCGCUGCGAGUUCGAGCUCACCGUGCAGCCGGACAAAUGCGAAGCGAACUCGCUAGUAGAAAGUCGCGGCGCCGUCUGUAUCACUGCGUACAGUAAGUGGGAGGUGGUGUCCCGUGCUCUUCGCGUGGCUGAGCGCCCCGUCGUGCUCAACAGAGCUUCGUCUACUAAUACUACCAAUCCUUUCGGAUCUACGUUUUGCUAUGGGUACCAGGAUAUUAUUUUUGAGGUGAUGUCAAACAACUACAUAGCAUCGAUCACGCUGUACCAGCCAGAGGGCUCGCGGCCCCGUUACGCCGUCAACUCCAUCGCGUGACACAGCCAGGCAUCCCCAAGCAAAGGUAAAAAAUACACGUCCUGAACGAUUUCGGUUGUCAGUCACCACACAAAACCUACUCCCGAGUGGUUCCCCACACAAUGUCGAAAAUGUUCAACUUUCUACUAAAACAACUUCAGCCGAAGUGACUACAUAUCUUUACCACGAAGCACCUAAGAGGAAGCAGUAUUUUUAAAAAUGUGAUAAAAAAACUGUGAAAAAAAAACUCGAAAAAAGUGAGUGACAGAUCUCAGACGGUGUGUUAAGUCUUAUUUAAUUCCUUAGACGGACUAAUAGUUAAUGUUUUAUUUUUAAGCUUAAUUAAGUUGGUAUAUUUCAAAAAGUGAACAUUGUUUUUUUUUAAUAAUAGUCAAAUGUGUUCUUGUAAUUUUAACUUUUUAACGCCAUAGUGCAAGACUAUUGUGUCACAGACAACGUAUUCUUACACUAUGGUUAUGGGAUAAAAAAUUAGAAAAAAAAAACAUGGAAAAAAACUAGAAAUAGACUGUGCUGUAAAUAUUUUUGAGAAUUUGAUGAGAACUUAAAUAAUAAUAUGAAAUUGAUGUAUUUUUUCUAAAAAGAAAUGAUUUUUCGAUCGAGACGUUUGGUAGUGAGUGUGUAAAAAAAUCGUGCAAAAGUAUUUUGUCAGCACCACAGAUUAUGUUGAGUUAGUGUGCAUAACUUGUGUUAUCACCCAAAAUCGUGUAUCAUUUAUUUUAUCGAACAUUUUAUUUCGUACAUAUCUUAAUUUUAUUUAAAUAAAAAAAAAAUUAUACUUAUUUAUAUAAUUAUUGAAUAUUGAUGGAUAUUUGUUAUGUAAAUUAUUAUUUUUUUGCGCAAAGGAAAUCGCACAGUGUGCGCCUUUUCUGAAUUUCUUAGUAAUAAUUAUGAAAGUGUAUUGAAGGAUUUUAAGAGAUGCUUGGAUAAAAAUAUCUUUAAGGUUAUUGCUGUGCGAAUGUGGAAUAAACACUUUUGGCAAAAAUGUCACAAAAUAGCCUUCGUUUUAAAAUGGCUUCUUAAAAUUAAGAUAUGGUCUAUAAGAAAUGCGUGUUGCGGCUCUCAAAUACUGAUUUUAUGAAGUACAAAAUUUAUUUUUAAAAAGUAUUUUUUAACGUUUUUUAAAAUAGAAAAAUGGUGUUUUUAAUUUUUUGACAAAACAUUUUGGAAAUGUUUUGUAGAUUUUUUGAGAAAAUUGAAAUUCGAAUUGUGGAUUUUAUUUUUGAAAUUGUAUUUUUUAAGGUUCUUUUAAUUAUGAUUGUGGCUCUUGUUUAUAUGGCUUUUGGGCAUACUUUAAAGCUCUUUGGGCCAUCCUGAAAUAGACGACAAAUACAUAGUAUGAAUAGAUUCUUCUUUUUGACAAAUAAAUUCCCAAAAAAAUGUUAUUGACAAUACCAUUUUUUACAGGAUUGCAAAAUAGUUUUUUCACUCAAUAUGAUAGACACCUAACUUUAAAGUAUGUUCAUAGGCAUAUAAUCUGUAGAAACCUUACAGCCAUGGACGAUAAAACUUGGCUAUUAGAUGACGCACGCUACUUUGCAUAGACUAAUAAAAACUUUUGACCUCAGACCUCUUUGGUAACAAAAAGCUUAGGAUUUCUAGUGCCAAUGACGUUUCGUUCAAUAUUCAUGUCAUUUUGGUAUGGCCCGACCGUUUUUGUGCAGUUGACAGUUGCUGUCAAUUGAAAAUGACAGCUGUCAAUUGCACAGAUGCGGUGGCACUCUAAAUGAGCUUAUAGGCUUCACGAUGUCGAGGCGGUUGUGAUGUUUUACUAAACUGCUGUUACGGCAAUAUGACACUUUAGCUUUGGUAAGGUUUAAACGUCGCUUAGAUUUGCUUUUGGACCGACUUUGAAAAUCGAAACAUUUUUUGUGUUACUAAUUCUGGCCUUCGUCAACAGAUGGCGUUAAAAUAUUGAUGCAAAGAUAUGUUGUAAUUUGUUAUUGUUGUACUUAGAUAAGAUUUGGUUAUAAUCAUUUUUAUAAAUUAACUUUUCAGUAAUCAGUAGUAAUGGUUUGAAAUGCGGUUCAAAAGCAAAAUUAGUAUGUUUGUUAAUGCACAAUAUGUCACUUGUGUGAUUGUCGAGUAAUGGCUGUGGUGCCAUAAUGUAACAAGAAAAAAAAAUGAAAAAAUUGACAUAAUACAAUAAAAAAAGUAUUAAAUUUAAGGUAGCUCUAUGCUACGCUCUUGUUCUGCGUGUGCGAAUGUUUUGCCGAAAUAACUCGCAUUAUCUGAAUUCCUUGUGAUUAUUUAUUAAAUAAAAGAAAAAUAAUCAUCACUACAACGUGUUUUUAUGCCUUUUCGAUAUAAUUUCACCUAAAAUCUGUCAAAUACUAAAAACUAAAUUCGAAAUUUAAAUUCAGUAAUGGCGGCAACUUGUCAAAAGAUACGCACACAUUUGAACACAAUUAUUUUUAUAUCGAUUAGCUUAUUUCGUCACUCGGUGGCGUGUAUCGAUUCAUACGUCAUUAAUCUACAUGUAACUAUGUCAGCCUUUUGGUCCUUUCGAUUUUAGAUAUAUUACCAUAGAGAACAAAAUGAGGAGCGGAGAUGUCAUAACGCAAAAUUUCUUAAGAAAGUAGCGCGCUAAAAUGCGGGUGUUUGGGGGACGAGGAACGUUACUAGCUCCGGCCUAUCACGCCUUCUAUGGAACCCGCCCAUUAUUACCAAUAAAUCAAGACUAAUCUUUGACAGAUUCCUUUUGAUUUGACAAGGAACCCCAACGUCUCGUUGGUUCUAGUAACUGAUUACUGCCGUACGUUGCUUGACCUACAAGAAGGCGCUUCAGCUAACUUCCUUAUGGCAUCUCCGCUAUCUUUCCUUCUUCCGUGGAUACAAAAAAUCAAUUUGAUUUUAUAUUCUGCAAACUCACUGUGAUUUAGCACAUUUUUAUUUGAUAACAUUAUGAAAGAAGUGUCUUAUUUAAUUGAUACCUAUUAUCUAAUUGAUGAGCUUAAUCACGCAUCAUAAUUUCCAACAUUAGGUAAACAAUUGAGUCCGAAUACAUAGAUGUCAAAAUGACAUUUCAUGUUUUUUCCGUCAGUUCGUCAUUGUAAAGACGAGAUUUCACCAGUACGUGGCACAUUGAUGCACACAAAUGUUUCUUCUGGUCUACUCGCUCUAUCAUACAAACAAAUGUAUGAAAUAUAAACUAAAUUACACCAUCUUCAAAAUUGUCUUAUUAAUAAAUGCCUCUGAUAUAUUUUUGAUUUUAUUAUAAGUCUUUUAUUUUUUUAUCUGAGUAGAAAUACGAUACAUUUAAAGAAGGUAACUACCUAUAGUAAGAAGUUCCAGUUAUAUCAUAUAUCAUUUAAUACAGAUAAAAAAUUAGAAUGAUAAAUCAACAAGGUUAAGCCGAUUUCAAAAAUUUUCGGAUGAUUGUGAAACAAACGAUCAAUGAUAAUAGAUUGAUUGAUAUUGAUACCAGUAUAUGAUAUAACGAUAUCAUAAUACUCGAAAGAUAAAGAUAAAUUCAUUAUACAGGUGUUUUUUAUUUUACCAAAACAUUGUAUUACUACAGACAGAUACACGGUUUUAGAUUAGAUAAAUGGUUGUAAUUUUAUGAUUCAUCACGUUUUAUGUUUCUGUUAUGUAAUUCUGAUUUAUUACAUGAACAAUUUAUUUCUUACUUUAGAGGCAUAAUUACGGAAAUAAAAUCUAUUCAGUCUCCAAUAAAAACGUCUUUAAUAUCUUUGGAAAGGUUUAAAUAAUGCUUUCACUUGUAAACUAGAUACUUCACAAUAAAUAUAAUUUUGUCACUGUCGAUAACAUAGCCGUUCUCCCGCGGUUUCACCUACGUCCCGUGGGAACUACUGCCCGUAACAGGAUAAAAUAUAGACUAUGUUACUCGGUAAGAGUAUAGCUUUCCAACAGUGAAGAAUUUUUAAAAUUGGUGCAGUAACUUUUGAGUUUGUCCAUUACCACACAAAUUCAAAUAUAUGUCGAUAGUCAAUAGUACGGUCACUGAACGAGACGCAAGCGCGCCAAAUUGUUGUUUCACCGGAUACGCCACCAGAGGGCGCGCUUGCGUCUCGUUCAGUGACCGUACUAUUGACUAUCUCCGACAUAUAAAUGUUUCUUCUCUAUGAUAUAAGCAUAGACAAAAGGCGCCAAAAUGGCUGACAUAAACUCGUAUAAUAUAAAUAAUGCUUGUGUAUUAUACGUGUAAUAGUAGCGUUGCAUUAUGCAUUUAGGAACAUAACAAGCCUUUACGAUUAGUGGUUAGAAGGCCCACUUCGUUUUUAGAUUAUAUAAAGGGACAUAGACCAAGGAAUUAACGUUAAUAACGAAACCUUUCUUACAUUUGGAAAACAGAUGGGAAAUGUCCGAAACUGCAUGCGGAAAAACGCCCAAUUGUAAAAACUUAUUUCCUAAAUAAUCCAAUCUAAGAUAAUAAAUGCGAAAGUAACUCUGUCUGUCUGGCUUUGACUACUGAACCGAUUUGUGUGAAAUUUGAUCCAGACAUAGUUUGGAACUCGAGAAAGGACGUAGGAUAGUUUUUAUUACAGAAAAAAAAAUAAAAAAAAAAUCCGGACAUACAGCGCCAUCUUAUGAUCUCAACUUUGUAAUGCAAUUAUCGUAUUAUUAUUCAAUCUGUUCAGUCAGUGUAAAUUUUAAUUAUAAUUUAUUUACCUGACAUUGAAACAAGUAAAAAUGAGGGCAUUUUCCGCAUGUGGAAUGACUACUCCACUAUCUGACGACACAAAGUAUCGAAUACUAAAUAAUGUGUGGAUUUUAUUUUAUUUAUUGGGAAUAAAAUGAAAAUCCUCAUGUUUAACUUUUUGAAAAUAAAGCAGACCUCGAUUAAGCGACGGUAGAUAAAUCGCUAAAUAUUUAUUUAUUACUCACGAGUCACUUUAAAUAUAAUCAUCGGCGCGAAUCUUGAGCGCUGACCUUCACUUGCGCAGAAGUGAUUUAUUAGCAAAGAACCAAUCCCGAGUGACGGCUAUGACGCGAUGCAUUGCGGGCCAAUCACUGCUUUAGCCCGCCCCCGCGCCUCACUUCAUACCACCAAAGGGACCCAAUAAAUAACUUCUGCGCAGGUGAUGGUCAGAGUUUAAGAUUCGUGCCGAUGAUUAUACUUAGAAGAAUUGUUAUAUUUUUUCACGUACCUAAGCUAAAUCAUGUCAUUUGAAAAUUUUUAAUUGAUAUAAUAUUUAAUUAUAAGUUUUAAAUUGUAUCAUAUUUAUUGAUUUUCCCGCCGUUUAGAGCUCUUUAACAUUUUAAAUUAAUUAAUCAUUAUACUUUCUAGCCAUAGGAUUUAUUGAUAUUUUGUAGCUUAGCUUUAAAAAGGCGGAUUUUCAGAAAAAAAAUAUUAUUUCUACUAAUGAUUAUGUAAGGGUAAAUAUUAUUAUUUUGCGUAACUAAUAUGUAUGAAUUACUACCAGAUCUUUUAUCGGCUGUAUUAUGGUCUAUUAAACUUUAUAUAAUUUAAUUGUUUAUAUUUUAAGUAGUAACAAUUAUAAAGAGGCAUAAUAAAGUAAAAUCAUUUGACAUAAAUAUGACGAUAUUGGUACCCGCAUCUGGGCAGGUCAUUGGAAAACACAAAACACUUUUUCCAAUGAGGAAAAAUGUCCCGCGCCCGUACUAUGUUUCAUGAAAAAAUAUUGUAUGUAAAAUGUCAUCUUUAGAUCCAGUUUUAAGUUAAAGCACCUUAUUACUUUAGUCUAUAUUUAGUUCUAGAUUUAAACCAUUCACUUUAAUCAAGAUGAUCGUUUAAACCCAGCACUAAGCCGGUACUUUUUAAGACCACGAUUCAUAAGGUGGCAAAUGUCCAAAUGUUGGUACCAAUAUUGGCCAUAUAUACCAAUAUGAAGUGACUUGCAGUCACCAGUCUCCUAUAGCCAAUGUUUUAUUUCCUAUGUUGUAAAUUGUUGAAGGAAUUGUUAUAUGUAUUAUGUUAUUGCUGUACACACGAAAUGAAAACUUGAUUUGACCGUCUUUCAUUUUUUGAUGAAAAAUGCCAUAAAAACUUAAACACUUUUUUGGAAUUUUCUUAUCUGUGUAGAUAUUUCUUCUCCAAAGUAUUUUACUAUCAUAUAAUAGAUAUUGUUUACGCAUUUUCCUGGUAUUAGAUAAAUCUCUUUGACGUAUUUCACAUGUAGAAUUUUUUAAAGACUACUCAUCCAUAUUUGGGCACAAUAAAUAUUUAAUCAGUUUUGCUAUGCCUUUUCCAAUAUUAUGCAAUUUGUAAAAUUGUGUUAUCUGCCUCAUUCCGACAGUCUUAAUUAUGUUAUAGCAUUAUUGACCUAAUUACCAACAAUGUGAUAAGUCCUAUAUUAUAUAGGACUUCAGAAGAGGCCGAAUAGCCUACCUUAUUUAUUUAUUUAAAUUACGUGGCAAAGCUUGAAACUUAACCGUCAUUUUCUCGCAUUCAUCCAAUAACAACAACUUUGCUGUCAUUGAACAUCCUUGGCAGUCGUUACGGGUAGUCAGAAGCCAGUAAGUCUGACACCAGUCUAACCAAGGGGUAUCGGGUUGCCCAGGUAACUGGAUUGAGGAGGUCAGAUAGGCAGUCGCUUCUUGUAAAGCACUGCUGGUACUCAGCUGAAUCCGGUUAGACUGGAAGCCGACCCCAACAUAGUUUGGGAAAAGGCUCGGAGGAUGAUGAGCCAAUAACAACAACUUGAGAUAGAAAAAAAUCAGACCUUAUUUCUUCUCUAUUCAUUUUUUGUCAAACUCCUGCCCAAUUCUUCACAGUAACAAUUUCUCUAUAGAUACCUUCAAACUGGUACCUUAUCUAUGCCUCCUUCUUAUUAUUAGCUAUCGAACAUUUUGCUUUAACAAGAUGCAAAGAUGCAUCGUCAAUGACUGCUGCAAAAGUGCCAAGGGACGAGGGUAGCGGCGCGACGUGGCCACUGCAAUUAUUAUUAAGGAUGCUUCAAAUGAGGUUCAGACCAGAGGAAAUGCUGAUUGCAAUAUUAUUUCGAAAAUUGUCGAUAGACAGAUUGGUUUAUUUUCAGUAUAAAGUAAUAAAGAUGAUUGAUAUCUGUCUAAAUUAAUGAACAAACAUUUUUGCUAAACUGUCGACUGACGUAAUAUUUUUUCUUCCUUCCUCAAUUUAACAAAAUACCUAGUAAUUCACGGUCAAAUCAAGUGCAAACUGAAAUAAAAUAAAUGUGUUGCUAUUGGUGAAAAUAAUUACCUACGUAUAAAUCUUUGAAUCAUUAUAAUUAUCAGUUGAAAUAGAGCGUGCUAUAUUUAAAUCGAUAAUAUUUCUUUAUCAACCUCCUUGAUCAUGUAACCAUCACGAUGCCAUAAAACUGGAAAUAUAAAACGAAAAAUAAUGUGUAAUUAUGAUUUAUUUAUGUAUAUGGCUGGCAAGUAAUGAAUAAUCAUUAUUUUGUAUGCUCUUGCAAUGUAAGCGAGCGAGCACCUAUCUUUUAACAUAGCUGAGAUCUAAUAUAAUUUUAUCAUAUAGACAGAAACAAAUAAAUUACUCUAUUUCUAUCAAUUGAUAUGAUAUCAAUUAGAUAUAAUUAAGCCUUACGUUUUUGCUAUUUUCUUAGAAAUAUAUCAAUUCUAAUUAUUGCCUACCUCUAUCUUAAUUACCCUGGCAACUCCAUCUAAUACUAAUUUUCACCAUAGCAACACAUUUACUACAUAAAAUGGCUUGUGUUAAAGGUUGGGCAUUACAUAAAAGCUGUGAAUUUAAUAUAAUAUCGUCGUGAUUGUACGCACAAACGGCUUGUGCUUCACAUUGCUUGUUUAUGCGUUUGUUACGUUUUUUUUAUACAUUUGGGCAUUUUUUCCUACUACCAAUUGCCUGGACGAACAUUUAUAGCGAUGUUCUGUGUAUUUUGAAUUGUAUUUUAAAAUAUCGAUAUUAUUUUUUGCCUUACCGAGUGAGUAUUCUUCUUGAUCUAAAGCAAAUUGGAAUAUUUUAAAAUAUGUCUGCAAUAAUGUAUAAUAUUAUUUUGAGAAAUAUUUUCAGGAAGAAUGCCCAAAUGUAUAAAGAAAUAAUGUAUGAUCAUUGCAUACCUACCUAUUUGUCUUUGGAUACAUAACAGCAGUUUGUCUCUGCUUUUGUUUAUAAGCUGUAUCGUUGUACUAUACUUUGACAAUAUAGAUAAGCGAUUUUAAAAAAACAUGUGUUCGUCAUCAAAAUUGUAAAAAAAUCCCGUUUUUUAUAUUCCACUCAUAUGGGGGUACAAAGAGGAAUGUGUCUCAAAAAAUACCAAAAAAUCUAAAUAAAGGAUUUCAUACCGA
Messenger RNA from Helicoverpa armigera (cotton bollworm), 9683 nucleotides. Its product is annotated as PHAF1 protein CG7083. Gene Ontology annotation, cellular component: trans-Golgi network. Gene Ontology annotation, biological process: Golgi to plasma membrane protein transport. The record is from RefSeq and is a predicted model, not a curated record. NCBI's taxonomy places the organism in Eukaryota, Metazoa, Arthropoda, Insecta, Lepidoptera, Noctuidae. The transcript is spliced from 11 exons. Bases 189 to 1478 code for a protein of 429 amino acids.